AUGGCUCUGAGCACCUCAAACCAGAAGGUCACACCUUAUCUGGUGUAUCUUGUAUUUAUUGUCACGCUGGGUCCGCUUCAAUUCGGUUACCAUCUGGCAGAGCUCAAUGCUCCUCAAUCUGUCCUAACCUGCGAACGUCAAGGCAUCCAUUCUUCGGGCAGCACAUUCCAUGGUCUGCCGCAAUGCCUCCCCAUGAACCCAUCUCAAUUCGGCCUUGUUUCUUCGAUUUACACGCUCGGUGGGUUGCUCGGAGCUCUGCUGGCAGGGCCCAUCGCGACCCAGUACGGGCGGCUACUUGCAUUACGAGCGACUACGGUGUUCUUCAUCCUUGGACCCCUGGCCGAAACACUCGCACCGGCGAUUCCACUCCUGAUUCUGGGUAGAUUCCUCUCUGGAAUUGGCUCUGGUGCUGCAAUUGUAGUCGGUCCUAUCUACAUUUCGGAAAUCGCUCCUCCCAGUGUUCGAGGAUUUUUCGGUGCCUUCACCCAGGUCAUGACUAAUGUCGGUAUCUUAUUGACGCAAUCCCUGGGAUACUUUUGGAGCGAAGCAAAUCUUUGGAGGCUGAUCUUGGCUGUGGCUGGAAUUAUCGGUGCUUUGGAGCUGGCUGGGCUGUUUUUGGUACCGGAAAGUCCUUGUUGGCUGGCAGAACAUCAAAAGGCUAGCCAAGCACGCCGGGUCCUACAGCGGAUCCGCGGUCGAGAUGCCGACAUCGAAGCGGAAAUCGCGAGCUGGACGUCUCCGGAUGUUCCUGCAUCUGGCGAGGAAGAGUCCUUGCUCUCCCCGCCGAUAGGCGAUGGGACGCCCAAGAAGCCUGCCGUUACGUUUAUGCAGGUAGUCAAAGAUCCCUAUUAUCGCCCGGCCAUCAUUGCUGUGGUUGGCGUGAUGGUCGGCCAACAAUUCACGGGAAUGAACAGCAUUGUGAUGUACAGCGUAUCUCUUCUUCAGAGCAUUUUACCAACGACGGCUGCAUUACUCACAGUGAUUAUAUCCGCGAUUAAUCUCGUUAUCACGCUGGCAUGCUCUCCGUUGCCCGAUCGCAUUGGCCGGAAAUCGUGCCUCAUGCUGAGUAUCUGCGGUAUGGGCUGCAGUUCUGUCCUUCUGGCACUUGGUAUUUAUAUGAAUGCAAAGAUCUUGACUGCCAUUGCUGCCUUGCUUUUUGUGGCAUGUUUUGCGGUCGGACUGGGCCCGGUCCCCUUUAUCCUGGCCUCCGAGCUCGUUGGACCGGAAGCCGUUGGGGCAGCCCAAAGCUGGGCCCUGGGGGCCAACUGGAUUGCAACCUUUGUGGUCGCACAAUUCUUCCCAGUGCUCAAUGAUGCCCUGGGUGGUCGCGGGAAGGUCUAUUGGGUAUUUGCAGCCAUGGCCGGGCUGUUCGGUGGCUUCAUCUAUCGACAUGUGCCGGAAACCAAGGGCAAGGCUAAUGCCGACGAGGUCUGGGGACGAACAGACCGACGACAAGACUAG
Messenger RNA from Penicillium paradoxum, 1461 nucleotides. Its product is annotated as putative MFS glucose transporter. Gene Ontology annotation, molecular function: hexose transmembrane transporter activity. The transcript has 2 exons. NCBI's taxonomy places the organism in Eukaryota, Fungi, Ascomycota, Eurotiomycetes, Eurotiales, Aspergillaceae. The record is from RefSeq and is a predicted model, not a curated record. Gene Ontology annotation, biological process: monosaccharide transmembrane transport. Bases 1 to 1461 code for a protein of 486 amino acids. Gene Ontology annotation, cellular component: membrane.